AUGUCUGAAAUAGUAAAGAAAGAGGAAGAAGUAGCAGGGGCAGAGUUUGAUGCAGGUCAUGAAGAUGUAGUGGAAGCUAGCUCUGAAGACUAUAGUAAGUUGAUGCAGCAGUAUCAGGACAAAUUCAACAUUGCUUACAUGAAGUCACAAUCGCUUUGGAAAGCUGAAAAGUUGCAGCGCCAGACCUUGUAUUCUUACCAGAGGAAAGUAAAUUCCCUUUUGGACUUACUAAGCAGCUAUGAAGUGGAUCCUAAGAAUGCCGAUACUGAGAAGAGUGAACAUGUGCUCAGAAUUGAGAAUUUGUUGAAGUCGAAGGGAAUUAACCCAAAAUUAAAAAGCAUCUUGGAACCAUUAAAGGAGUUUAAGGAUACUACCAAGAUACAGAAUAACAAUCACAGUUUAAAUCUUUAUUUGACUGAAACAAUACCCGAGGUUGUAGGCGAUGAGAUUGACCAUUUGGAAGUCAACCCACAAGAUGCUGAGGCCUGGGUAAGGCGCCAGUACCCACACUUGGUGGUUAGUAAGUUCAAACCCGUUAACGUUUCUUCAACCUCCAUUCAAAAUACUGUAGAGGCCCCAGCCUCUCGUCCCGGUGUGAAAAGACGUAGGCGAACUCCAGUGACAGCUGCUGCUGAUCAAGAUACCGAGAGAGAAGAGACUGGCAGUCCGCAGCCAAAAUGA
Dujonia railenensis is the source of this 681-nucleotide messenger RNA. Lineage: Eukaryota; Fungi; Ascomycota; Pichiomycetes; Serinales; Debaryomycetaceae. The record is from the annotation of a GenBank genome assembly.